Messenger RNA from Symbiodinium natans, 1314 nucleotides. Lineage: Eukaryota; Dinophyceae; Suessiales; Symbiodiniaceae. The record is from the annotation of a GenBank genome assembly.
AUGGAGGAGCGACGUGCGCACGGCUUCCGUGUCAGACCCUCCUACGGGCAGGUCCUGGGCUACAUAGCUGAGGGCGAGCCCUUGCCCAUCAAUCUCCCGAACCGCAACGCCAGCAUCCUGACUUCCUCGCAUUUCUGGCUCGACGACUAUCCGCAGAGCAGCGAGCCCGAGCCUGCCCCGCUGCCCCACACGACCGUGGACCCUGCAGCAGCCUACGAGGACGCCAACGAGGGCUACGAUGGAGUGCCCUUCCCCCGCCGGGAUUUUUUGCGCCCACGACCCUUCGACCUGGACAGCGAGUCUGAUUUUGGGGCUGUGGACCCGGGCCAAGCUCUGAGAAACGACGGGCUGGAGCCGCCAGCACCGCCAAGCUUCUUGAGCCGACUGCAGCAGGCCGAGGCCGCGGCGGGAGCUGCGGCGGGACUGGCGGGCUCUGCAUCUGCCAUCGCGGGGCACGGACAGGACCUCUACAACGCCGCGCGCAGGGGGCGCAAUUGGAUCGACCGGAACCUGCGCAUCCCGCGCACACCCGAGGGCCUUGCACCCCCGCCGGACGAAGUAGCUCCGCCGCAAAUUAUAGGCCGGCCCAGCGAAGUGGAGCCGCUUCUGGAGCGGGCGGGACAGCGAGCCCAGGAGGUGGAAAGGGCUGCGGCCCGAGACAUCGAGCAGUUCAUGAGCGAGCAGGUGGCCGAGGCCGAAACGACCGAAGGUUUUGCUUCCACCGCAGAAGUGGCUGCGGGGGCUGCAGAAGCGGCGGCGGCGGCGGAGGGGCCAGGAGCGUUGGCACUGUUUGGAGAGGCCGCGUUGGGCACAGCUGCGGGCAUGGGAGCAGCAGCAGGAGGCCUCGCAGUGGCGGGCGGGGCAGCGGCGCUCGUGGGCACUGCGUGGGCGCUCCACGGGGGGAUGGUGGCAGCAGAACACCUCCUAGGUUGGGGCGGAGGCGGAGGAACCGACACGGAUGCUUCUCGCCCCAGCUCCGCGCCCGACAUCCAGACCUUGAAUGGCAUGCAGGAGUUUGGGGCUGAGCAGCACUUCCAGCUCCAGGAGCAACGCCCGCCGCAGGCCUCACGGCGGACGCAGUUUUACCGCAUGGACACCGACGGCGAAUCGGAGCCGCGGGCCCAGCCGCCCCCCCGAGUGCAAGCUCGUCCCGCGAGGCCCACGCGUUUCCCCACAGGCCUGAACCCCGCUCCCUUGGCGCAAUCCUCAGGCAGCGACUCCUCCCGCGGGCCUCGCAUGCAGCGCCAGUCGCGCGCGGCACCGCCCCCUUCCUUCGAGGCGCUUCGCAGCGCGAGCGAGCCGGAGGCCGCAUGA